This is a messenger RNA of Adineta ricciae, 399 nucleotides long. NCBI's taxonomy places the organism in Eukaryota, Metazoa, Rotifera, Eurotatoria, Adinetida, Adinetidae. The record is from the annotation of a GenBank genome assembly.
AUGAUUUUGGCACUUUUAGUAGUUUAUGUUCCUGAUGGUAAAACUCAAGCAGCAACAAAAACAUCAACAUCAACAUUAUCCUCUAUGAGGACUACCACAUCAUCAACUUCCCCCUUUCGUAUUACGCGGGCGCGUUCGACGUCACCUUUAUCGUCUUUAUCAUCGAACCCUUCCACCAGCGCCACUGCGACAACAGCCUCUCUAUCAUCGAUCUCUUCCAGCGCCGCGACAACAAUCGCAAGACCGUUACCGUUAGUCAGUGUUAAUGGAACGGUCAGCGGAGUUUACAAUACAACUAUUGGUGGUAAUAGCACAGCCUCAACAAGUGGUUACGGAAUGGGUCAAUAUCCCGCUACUGAAAAGCCAUCCUAUGCAUGUGAAAAUCUUUUGCAUAAUUGA